AUACAUUCGGUGCAUUCCAUAUUAUCCAUAUUAUCACUGUUUUUGGUGCCUGUUUUUGCAAAAUAAGUCACCAUGGGCCCCAAGAAAGCUCCCAGUGCCAACCCUUCGAGACCAAGGGUGCUAAUGACUGUUGAAAUGAAGAAAGAGAUAAUUGCAAAGUACGAAAGUGGAGUGCGUGUGUAGGAGCUGGUCAGGUUGUAUAGUGAACCCCAAUCAACCAUCUCUACUAUAGUGAGCAAGAAAAUGGCAAUCAAGGAAGCUGUUCUUGCAAAAGGUGCAACUGUGAUUACGAAACAGCAACCGGAAGUGUUAGAAAAUGUUGAGAGACUGUUAUUGGUGUGGAUAAAUGAAAAACAGAUAGCAGGAGAUAGCAUCUCUCAAGCAAUCAUUUGUGAAAAGGCUAGGCAGUUGCAUGACGAUUUGGUAAAAAAAUUGCCUGCAACUAGUGGUGGUGUGAGUGAAUUUAAGGCCAGCAAAGGUUGGUUUGAAAGAUUUAAGAAUCGUAGUGGUAUACAUAGUGUGAUUAGGCAUGGUGAGGCUGCCAGUCCUAAUGGCAUUAAAAGAAGAAGGGAAGUAACCCCGGAAAAGGACUUGCUACCUCAAGUCCUAAUGGAGGGGGAUUCCCCUUCUAAAUGCUAACACCAUCCACACUCUCCCCUCCUCCCAUCCCAUCAAUCAUCACCAGAUCUUCAUUAAAGGUUCUGAUAGAAACGGAGGAUGGUGAGGUGCAGGAAUUUGAAAUCGUGGAGAGCAAAGAAAAGCUGGGCACACUGAGGAAGGCUGUGCCCACCCUGCCCGUGCCCCUGGCGGUGUUAUGCCUCAUUCUCAACCUCAUACCAGGCCUAGGAACGUUCGUGUCAGGUCUAGCUGUGCUGUGCGGGUACCCUACACACUAUGAGACCAAGAGUGAGGGUGUUUGCUGGAACAUGGUGGCUGCCUUCUUGCAGGUGCUGCUCACCCCUAUAGUAGUGGGAGUCAUCUGGUCCCUGCAGCGAGGCGUCAUACUCGUCCAGGAGUCAUUACAAAAGAAGAUUGACGAUCGGAAUGCAAAGGUGGAUGAAGAGGCGUAGGAUCCUGGCAUAAUUAUAGUGCCAGAACUCACUGAAGGACUCCACCGAGCACCUCACCCCACCAGACGACAUAUUAGGACUGUAGGACCCUGAUGUAUACUGCAGCACUAAAAUUUACUGAAGGGCGCCGAAGGACUCAUCAUUACGCUAUAGGAUAUAGGAAGAUCGUAAUAUUCUGUUCUCCAGUAUAAUGCCAGAGCACUGAAGGACGUCACAAGAUACCACACCAGUGAAGAUGGUAGGAUUGUAGGACACUGGUCUCCAUUACUUUGUCAGGAUUUACUGAAGUGCGCUCCAGCACCUCCAUUAUACCAGAGUAUAUCACCUAACGUUGCGGCAUGGAGGCCCUCAGAACACCAGGGGACACAGUGUAACUUAGCUAACACUGCUCCCUCCUUCCCUCACAGGAUGGGUAUAUGGCGCAUAAUAAUAUACAAUUAUUAGAGGACAUCACUGGAAAACUCCCCACUUCACAAGACAUCAUAACACGUCUUCAACACGGCACAGAGAAUCAGGACAGAGAUACGUAAAGACUUACCAGGAGAGGUUGCAAGACGCCAGGAGAUUCUGCACGACUCCAGCAGGAGCUAAGAGAUGCCAGUUAAUUCUACAGUACUCCAGCAGAUGCUGCUGUAUAGCCCUUGUGGUUUAGCGCUUCUUUUUUAUUAUAAUAAUCCAGCAGACACUACGAGAUACUAUGAGGUGCUAGGAGAGUCUACAAGACGAGCAGACACUACAAGGUACUGUGAGGUGCUAGGAGAUUCUACAAGACGCAGGGCUUUGCAUAAACAAUGUCUGAGCCUCGCUAUACACAGAAACUUGUAUCGUUCCCAGGUGCGAACUGUAUCCUAGAAGUGUCAUUGGUUCCCUUGGUAUCGGUCAGUAUCAAAGUCCCUUCACUAACUGCAACAGUUUCUCUCUUAAGAAUUCGUUCACGUUUCCCACUCUUUCUGCCACGUUUUUAAACGUCCAUGACGUAAGAUAAAAAAGCUUCUAGCUAUUUUUUUUCUUGACUUAUUCAUGACUAGUGGUAAACAGGUGAAAGUCAGCCUUAAUGACCUUCUUGCACUCGAUAAGCUUUAAACCUAGCAAACCAACGUACAUGUAACUAUUAUUUAAUAUUUGACCUCUGACAUUUUAAAAAUUUUGACUUGGAACGAAUUAACAUACACCAUGUGACCUAAGGCUAAAUGUUAUAUCUAAGACCCUCAUAAUCUCGACUUCACAAACUUAAUUAACUCUUAAACUUGUCUACCUUCUUUAUUUAAUUUCCGUCGUCAUUAUUAUAUUGAUGGGGGCAAGUGCUAAAAUUUUUGCUAUAAGCUAUGCGUACUAGGUAAUCAGUAUGCUGUAUUUUUUAGUAAAGCAUACAUAAUCUGGCAUCAUAUUGUAUGAGUAUAAUAAGAUUCUGUGUGUGAAUUUAAAUUCACUUGAUAUUGACACGAUUGAUCUAAUUAAUAUUUUAUUAUAAGUAGUAUAGCGUGUUCCUGAAAGGUAAGUAAAGCUUCUUGAAGUGUUAGCUGUAGUCUUGUAAGAAAUAUUACCAUAAUUUUUAUAUGGGUGGAGGGGUAAGCCAGUGGAAGGCCUCGGUCAGAUGACCAAAAGCUCCAGCUGUGGGUCAUCAUAUGACUAAGACCCGCGUCAGGAAACACACACUGACAAACCUUACCUAACCUUUAUAAGUUCCUCAAAAAUACAUACCCCCAGAGGCGUAUGCCUCUCUGUAUAUUGAUAUAUUGUUGUCUUUUUAAAAGAUUAAAGUAUUCUUGACUGGUGGUAAACAGGUAACGCACAGCCUUAAUUAAUGACCCUCGUGUACAUGAUACAUAGUGCGUGCGACCAGCAGGAACAGUCUGGUUGAUCAGACCUUGAUCUACCAGGAUGCAGACCAGCUUUACUACACAAACUUUGAUAAUCCACCUUUUAGCACUCCUCACGGCCCCUCCUAAAUUGACCCCUAUUGUCAUCUCCAUCCUUAUCCUUAGAUCCUGUAUCAGUUCCUACACACAAGCGCUGUAUGACCCUGGUGGGUUUAGCGCUUUUUUAUUAUAAUGAUAAUGCACAGACUAACACGACAGGAAAUCUUAUUUCAUGUUAUUCAGUGCUAAUCCCGAGACCUGGUGUGACCUGUGAGUAUAGCCCGAGACCUGAUAUGACCUGUGAGUAUGACUCGAGACCUGGAAUGACCUGUGACAUAACAUUUAAGCUUGACCUUAACCAUAAAAAUUAUUAUUUAUCUAGUGAAGUGAGUGUGUACUGCCACUUUGACUGACCUUCGACCUGUGACCUCAGAAGCUAAUCUGAGAAUUAACACAAAUAUCUGCAGUAUAAUAAGUGAUCUUAGACUUAAUAACGAACACUUCUUACCACUUAAAUAACAGUUUUCUUGAUAAAUUAGACACAUGUGCAACUCUUGGGUAUCUUUAUUGAGGAAACGUUUCGCCACACAGUGGCUUCAUCAGUCCAUACAUAGGAGAAACUUGAAGAACAGGAGGAUAAUGAGGUAAUCAGUCCCUCAACCUUGAGUCGAUGUGGUCAGUCCAUCAAUCUUAUAGCACUCGGGUACUAUUUUCUAUAUAUAUAUCGUAUAUACUUUUUUUUCCCUAUACUGAUUUUUUCAGAAUUCUCAAAAAAAAAAAAUUAAAUCUCGUUGCUAAUAUUAUUGUUGUUAUUAUUAGACUUAUUCUCAUUAUUUAUGAUCAUUUUGUGUAUUAAAGUGAAUUUACAUUGAAAUUAUUACGUUAGGUGGCCUCUUUGUACAUAAAAAUAUAUGUCCUUUUUGUACGUGAUCUGUAAAUUGCAACUUGUUGGGUUUGUUCAACUUUAGUUAGUUGUUUGUACGUAUAAAAUAUAUGUAAAUGGCAUAUUGAUGCCGAUAAAAUGUUCAGAGGCAUUUAUGUACAUUUAUGACCUUAAAGGAAACGUUUAGCCACGAGUGGCGAAACGUUUCCUUUUUAUGUCCUGAAUUGACUCACGAAAUCGUAAUGACACGAUUGCAAACAAGCCAUACCACGGGUGGGAUUUGAACCCGCGGUCAGAGAGUCACAAAACUCCAGACCGUCACGUUAGCCACUGAGCCAGCUAGCUUCAAUACACCUAGUUGGACGAAUCUUAUUGAAGCUAGCUGGCCCAGUGGCUAACGCGACGGUCUGGAGUUUUGCGACUCUGAUCGCGGGUUUAAAUCCCGCCCGUGGUAUGGUUUGUCCUGAACUGUCCGUACGUGGCUUUAUCUACUUAAAACUCUUAUGUCUAAAAAUUUGAGGGGAUCUAUGUAUUUAUAUAUUCAAAUUAUGUGUGUAUGUUUAAGAAUUUGUGGAAUUCUUUUUAUAUGAAAGACGUAUAUGUGGGUAUUUUACUUAUAGGAAUGUUAGAGAAGAAUUAUACUCGUACGUAGAAUUUUCUAUAGUGUCCCCAGACUUUCUGUAAUGAUACUUGUUGAUGAUCAAAAGGCACAAAAUAUUUGUGUAAUACAUAUUAGUAUUAUA
Cherax quadricarinatus is the source of this 4555-nucleotide messenger RNA. NCBI's taxonomy places the organism in Eukaryota, Metazoa, Arthropoda, Malacostraca, Decapoda, Parastacidae. The record is from RefSeq and is a predicted model, not a curated record.